AUGUCAUCCUCUUCAUCAUUCGAUUCGACGACUGUAGAGGAGACUGAGUUUAUUAGUUCCGUCAUGACGAAAACGGUUGCAUACUAUCAAAACCGAUUAGGCGAAACAUCACGUGCACGAUCUAAACCAAGAAAGUCGCGGUUGUGUACCAAUCACGAAGCCAGACACGAUCGUCUUAUAGAAGAUUAUUUUGCAAAUGACGCCAUCUACGUUGUAAAGUUUCGACGUCGGUUCCGGAUGAGGAAGAAACUAUUCUUACGUAUUGUUGGCGAUUUGGAAGGCCACUUUGCAUAUUUCCAAUGGAAAAUGGAUGCAAGGCGGAUAAAAGGUUUCUCUCCCGUUCAAAAAUGCACGACUGCAAUUCGUCAGCUAGCAUACGACAUGAGCGCAGACAAAUGGGACGAGUCUUUUAGGAUGUCAGAGCGUACCGUGCGGGAGUGUGUGUACAAGUUUUGCAAAGCGAUCUGUUUGGUUUAUGGGCAACGAUAUUUGUGCAAACCAACUAUCAACGAUAUCUACCAAUUAUGCACGGUGCAUGAAGGCAAGCAUGGAUUCCCUGGAAUGCUAGGUAGUAUCGAUUGUAUGCAUUGGAGUUGGUCAUUAUGCCCCAACACAUGGCGUGGUCAGUACAUGAGAGGCGACCACAAAGAGCCGAUGAUCAUUCUAGAGGCUAUCGCAUCACAUGAUCUUUGGAUAUGGCAUGCAUUCUUUGGUUCAGCUGGUGCAAACAAUGACAUCAAUGUGCUAGACCAAUCGUCGGUAUUCAACGAUAUGUACCUUGGAAAGUCGCACGAUGUACCUUUUCAAGCAAAUGGGGUAGCAUAUAAGUGUGGAUACUAUCUUACUGACGUUAUAUAUCCUCCCUUGUCUGUUUUUGUGAAAUCGUUUACAUGUCCUAACGACCCGAAAAGGAAAAAGUUUAAAGAGGCGCAAGAUUCAGCUAGGAAGGAUGUAGAGCGAACAUUUGGUGUACUUAAGAAAUGUUGGCAAGUACUAACGGUCGGGGCAAGGUCAUAUGAAGUGAAAAGGUUACAACACGUAAUGUAUGCAUGUAUCAUAUUGCAUAAUAUGAUUCUUGAAUACGAAGGAAGAGCGAUAUGCCGAUACAACGAAAAUGAAGUUUUGCCAAAUGUCAAAGGAGUAGGCGUUGGUUCACAAGAGUAUAGGGUGAAUAGAAGAGAAGUACACAAUCACGACAUUCAUUACGCCCUUCGUGCUAAUUUGGUGGAGCACAUUUAUAGGGCUUAUAUUCAGCCCCCGUUAGAGUUUUCUCACGACGAUUUGUUUGACGAAUUAGACGAGGAUUCUGAUAUAUGUUCGUCGAGAGUGACGAUUCCGACGACGAGAGUGACGCUGAGGAGAAUGAUGAAGACGAUCGAGGCGAUGACGAGGACGAUGAUUCCGAGUGACGUAUUUUGGUUUAUAUAA
Lactuca sativa (garden lettuce) is the source of this 1428-nucleotide messenger RNA. Lineage: Eukaryota; Viridiplantae; Streptophyta; Magnoliopsida; Asterales; Asteraceae. The record is from RefSeq and is a predicted model, not a curated record.